This is a messenger RNA of Ceratitis capitata (Mediterranean fruit fly), 1262 nucleotides long. RefSeq names its product tafazzin homolog (gene Taz). Bases 163 to 1152 code for a protein of 329 amino acids. Gene Ontology annotation, biological process: inner mitochondrial membrane organization; cardiolipin acyl-chain remodeling. Gene Ontology annotation, cellular component: mitochondrial membrane. The transcript is spliced from 6 exons. The record is from RefSeq and is a predicted model, not a curated record. NCBI's taxonomy places the organism in Eukaryota, Metazoa, Arthropoda, Insecta, Diptera, Tephritidae. Gene Ontology annotation, molecular function: 1-acylglycerophosphocholine O-acyltransferase activity.
UCGGCAUGUGCCAACAAAUGGAAUAUUUAGAGAAAUUUUAUUGACUUGCCUGCUAUUGGACUGGGGCACAUUGGAGCUUCGGUGUGGAUAUUUGCAAAUCACAUUGCCGCCUAGUAUUGUUCAAAUCUUUGUUUUGUUGAAUCACGGUACAUAUCAGUAAUAAUGUUGUUAACUGUGGCUGGAUUAGGAUUAUGUGGCCGUUUGCGGCUCCUAAAUCGUGGGAGUUAUGCUGCCUUUGUGCGCAUCCAAAAACCAUGUACUGCCGGAUACCCAACAUCAUCUAAACGGUUUCACGUCCAGCCUCGACAAGAGCCUCAAGCGCAACAGCAACCACUACAACAACAACAACAACAACAACAAGUCGCUAUGGGCUAUAAUAUCGAUUGGAUAUUUCAACGUUUACGAUAUCCUUCGGGCUUAUGGUAUAUCGCUAGUCAAAUUGCCAUUACCGCAGUGGGAUUGCUUGCCAAAUUUGUGCUGGUAUUUCUAAACAAAACAACCGUAUACAACAAAGAGAGACUGUUAAAUGUGAUAGCAAAACGUCCAGCCGGUGUGCCCUUGGUCACAGUUUCAAAUCAUCACUCAUGCUUCGAUGAUCCCGGUCUAUGGGGUGUACUGCCCGUAAAAUAUGUGUGCAAUACAUUUAGAAUACGUUGGUCGAUGGCGGCACACGACAUCUGCUUCACCAACACACUGCACUCAACGUUCUUCAUGUAUGGCAAAUGCAUUCCAGUGGUACGUGGCAGCGGUGUCUAUCAGCACGCCAUCGAUUUGUGCAUACAAAAAUGUGCGCUCGGUCAUUGGGUGCAUGUCUUUCCUGAGGGCAAGGUGAACAUGACAAAGGAGGAGAUGCGUCUCAAGUGGGGUGUGGGUCGUAUCAUAUACGAAUCGCCACGCAUUCCGAUUAUACUGCCAAUGUGGCAUGAAGGCAUGGACGAAGUGCUGCCCAACAUCGAGCCAUAUAUACUGAAUUGGGGUAAAAAGGUCACUCUGAAUAUUGGCCAACCCAUAGACUUGCAUGAUUUUAUACAGGAUCUCAAAGAUCGUAAAGUGCCUGAGCCGGAGGCAAGAAAAUUAAUAACGGAUAAAAUACAAGACGUUUUUCAUCAUUUGCGUAAAGAAACCGAAGAACUGCAUAAGAAACGGCUAUAGUAAUUAAGUAAAUGUCUUUUAUAAGUAUUUUAUUCAUAUUUUACUCAACGAUACUGAGUAUCUAGAAUUUAUGAGAAAAUAAAUAUUUAUAAACAUAUAUACAUACAUCA